Gordionus sp. m RMFG-2023 is the source of this 2397-nucleotide messenger RNA. RefSeq names its product poly(A) polymerase beta-like. Gene Ontology annotation, molecular function: RNA binding; poly(A) RNA polymerase activity. Gene Ontology annotation, cellular component: nucleus. The transcript has 20 exons. Lineage: Eukaryota; Metazoa; Nematomorpha; Gordioida; Chordodea; Parachordodidae. Bases 73 to 2259 code for a protein of 728 amino acids. The record is from RefSeq and is a predicted model, not a curated record.
GUUGUAGUAUUGGUGUCCAUAACUUUGAUUCGUUGGGAUUUCUAUGUGCCGAGGAAAGUUUAAUUUUUAUUAAUGACAAAGGAAUCUGAUAAUAUGCCUAAUCAAAAUAGUUGUAAAACUAUAGGCAUGACCUCAGCACUGAGUAUGGCAGUACCUAAAGCUGUUGAUUUUGAUCUUACUAAUAAACUGGAAGAAUUGUUAAAAUCAUUUAAUUUAUAUGAAACAGAAUUAGAACUUAAUUUAAGAAUGGAUGUUUUAAGAAAAUUAAAUGCCAUAUUUACUGAAUGGAUCAAAGACACUAGUGUCAAAAAAAAUAUGCCUAUAGAAAUUGCAGAACAAGUUGGUGGAAAAAUAUGUACAUUUGGUUCAUAUAGAUUAGGAGUUCAUACCAAAGGUGCUGAUAUAGAUACCUUAUGUAUAGGACCUAGACACAUUGAAAGGAAUGAAUUUUUUACCUCAUUUUUUGAAACAUUGAAAAAAAAUCCUUCAGUAACUGAUAUUAGAGCAAUAGAAGAAGCCUAUGUUCCAGUUAUUAAGAUGAAAUUUGAUGGUAUAGAGCUGGACUUACUCUUUGCCCGUUUAGCCUUAAAAAUUGUCCACAAGGAUGAAAAUAUAAGGGAUGAGACCCUCCUCAAGAAUCUUGACCAAAAAUGUGUCAGAAGUCUCAAUGGAUCUCGUGUGACAGAUGAAAUAUUGCACCUCAUUCCUAAUAUUGAAAAUUUCAGGCUGGCCCUUCGGGCUAUCAAAAUAUGGGCCAAAAAUCAUGGUGUAUAUUCUAAUGUUCUUGGUUACCUGGGUGGAGUAUCUUGGGCUAUGCUGGUGGCCAGAAUAUGCCAGUUGUAUCCUAACGCUAUUGCUUCCACCUUGGUUCACAGAUUUUUCCUUGUAUUCUCAAAUUGGGAAUGGCCUAAACCAGUUUUGCUUCAGCCUAUGAAAGAAGCAAGUCCAGGCCUCAAUUUUCCAAUAUGGGACCCUAGGAUAAAUGCUGGAGACCGUUACCACCUUAUGCCAAUCAUAACCCCCGUCUAUCCUUACCAAAAUUCUACUUUUAACGUUUCCCUAUCAACUCGCACAAUCAUUGAAGAAGAAUUUAAAUCUGGUUUAGCCAUUGUAGAAGAGAUUGUCAGAGGCACUAAAACUUGGGCUGAUCUAUUCGAAGCUCCAAACUUUUUCCAGAAAUAUAAGCAUUAUAUCAUUUUGAUCGCCAAAUCACCAAACAAAGAAAUGCAACUGGAAUGGGUUGGUCUGAUUGAAUCCAAGAUCCGAACCCUGAUAACUGCUCUGGAAAGCAAUCAUCUCCUUAAACUGGCUCACAUAAACCCUAACAAUUACGAAACUCCAAACGAAUUGACGCCCUCUUAUGCCACUGAGAGUAUCAUAGAAAAUAGCGAUCACUAUCAAGACAAAAGAGAAAUAGAUAACGACCAUAACGACAUAGAGACCGAUAAAAAUGAGAGCCUUGUUCAAACUAUGUGGUUUAUAGGCCUAUUGUUCCACAAGGUAGAAAACGUUAACAUCGACAUCACCGAAAAUAUUCAGUUCUUCACUGACACAGUUAUGUGGCAAGCAGUAACCCACAACGUUUACAAAGAAGGUAUGAGCCUGGAAACCAAAUACCUUAAACGCAAACAACUAGUUCAAUACAUACCUUCGGAUAUCAUCAACAAAGGCAAAAGCCAUUCGAGAUAUUCUAGUACUAUCGAUAAGGACAUUAACAAACAACCACCGAACAACUCGGUCAUCCUAGAAGAUAGUAAUUCGACUCCCUUCAUCACAAAAACUGCCAAUGGUGACACCGAAUCCACGAUUCCCAGCUUAAAUAAUUUAGACGUGGGAGGCGGUGGAUUUUCCUUUGUGGAGAAUAAUUCAGAUCUCCUGCCAAAAAUAGACCCGGUUGAAUCGAUAGAAAUCGAUAAAAUUCCUGAUAAUUUCCCUAAUCUCGAAACUACCCCUCUCCAAAAUCUUUCUCCAAAAAUGUUAAAUGAUUGUAGCGAUUUGUCAGGCCCAAAAAAUAUUUUCUUACAGGAAGGAAUCGACUCCCACGAUGAAAAAAGCGUUACACCCAUAAAAGAAACCUUUGAUAACGCCGCUCAAGAUGCAAAUCAUUGUAUUUUAUCCAAAGAAUGUAAUAGUUUGCCUUUGGAGGAAGAUAACAAAGGUCGUUCACCACUCUAUUCAGAUGACGAUCAAAAUAGGGGCGUUCUUAAAAGGCCUCAUUCACCCGAAAAAGAUAGCCGCAUGCCAAAAACUACCUCCUGAGGUAUAUUUAUGAAAAAAAAAUUAUUGUCGAUUUUACAGAUUUAUCCAUAAAUUUUUAUAUUUGUAAAUAGAUUAUAAAUAUUUCCUUCUACAGGUUCCCUAUUUUAUUAUGUAAAUAAAUCAUUUCGUUUUUAUAUA